Penicillium salamii is the source of this 639-nucleotide messenger RNA. NCBI's taxonomy places the organism in Eukaryota, Fungi, Ascomycota, Eurotiomycetes, Eurotiales, Aspergillaceae. The record is from the annotation of a GenBank genome assembly.
AUGACAUCUGAUACAAUCCAAGAUGGAUCUCAUAACAUCGCCAUCGUACGGGGAACAGUGGACUCCGUUCCCGCCGUCCUCGAAAUCCUGGAUUCCACAGUCAAAUGGCUGGCAUCGCGUGGCAGAAGUGGGCAGUGGGGAGAAACGCCAUUUUCCAAGAAUCCAGCACGUGCCGAUCAACUGAGAGAAUUUGCAACAACAGGAUCGGGUCUUUGGCUUGCUGUCAGCUUUACCGAUGACAAACCUUUAGCGGAUCAAGAUGGAUUGUCCAACAAGAACCCCGAGACUAUUAACGGAGAGGCUUCGGGGGUCAUUGUAGGAGCUAUUGCUCUUGGAGACAAGAUGCCUUACGUGACGCCUGUUUCUGAACCCGAGCUUUACGUGCGUUUGUUGGUCACAGAUCGAAAAUGGGCCGGCAAGAAGAUUGGUGAACGUCUUUUGCAACAUGCGCGUGUCCUUGCCAACGAAGCCGGAGUUUCUUUGCUUCGGGUGGACUGCUAUGCAGGCAAUGAUAGCAAACUGGUCCAGUAUUAUGAAUCUCAGGGAUUUGAGAGAUCUGAACGUCUGAACUUGAAAGACAAUUGGCCCUGUCAAGUUCUCUCUCAACGGUUAGACGGCGUGGAAGGAGGGAGACAUUAA